This is a messenger RNA of Knipowitschia caucasica, 1086 nucleotides long. The record is from the annotation of a GenBank genome assembly. Lineage: Eukaryota; Metazoa; Chordata; Actinopteri; Gobiiformes; Gobiidae.
AUGAAUUACGGGUUCGGGCGAGAGAGCGGUUUUAUCAAUAGUCAGCCGUCGCUUGCAGAGUGCCUGACGUCUUUCCCCGCGGUCGCAGACUCGUUCCAAAGCUCAUCAAUCAUCAAGACGCCGCCGCUGCCACUGCCACCGCCGCCACCGCUGCUGCCUCCGCCCUUUGAGCAGACCAUCCCCAGCCUGCUGAGCGUCAACCCGGGCAGCCAUCCGCGCCACGGCCGCCCCGUCAGGCACAGCAGUCCCGAUGGCUGCAGGAGUCCGCUGGCCACCGCGGCGCUGCCCCCGGAGUACCCCUGGAUGCGGGAGAAGAAGGCGUCGAAGAGAAGCCAGCAGCAACAGCAGAUAUGCAGCAGUAACGGUGGUGGUGGUGGGGUAGUGCGAUGCUUCUCCCCGAAAGGCUCGCCAGAGGGUUUGGAGAGCGGCUUGGGAUCUGGAGCGACUAUCGGAGGAGGAGCAGGCGGCUGUGGGAACGCCAACUCCGGGGGCUCACGCAGGCUGAGGACGGCGUACACAAACACCCAACUGCUGGAGCUGGAGAAGGAAUUCCACUUCAAUAAAUACUUGUGCAGACCGAGGCGUGUGGAGAUCGCCGCUUUGCUGGAUCUAACGGAGCGCCAGGUCAAAGUGUGGUUCCAGAACAGGCGGAUGAAGCACAAAAGGCAGACCCAAACUAAAGACAGCCACUCGGACAGCGGGAAACGGCAAGCAGGCGAGGACAUGAGCGAGGAUGAAGAAGAUGGAUCGCUUUACGAGGCGUUCCAAGCCAAUAGCAACGCGCCGCUGAGUAAUGACAAACAUCUCAAGCAUUUCACUGCUUCGGACGCGGCGUGCCUGGCUACAAUGGGGCCCGUUUCUGGAGCUGGCCCGGACAAUAGCGAUUGCAGUCCCCGGGUGGCUUUGGAGGUCUCCAUACACGACUUCCAGCCUUUCUCCAGCGCGGAUUCCUGCCUGCAGCUGUCCGACGCGGCCUCGCCCAGCCUCUCAGAGUCGCUGGACAGCCCCGGAGAGCUGUCCACGGAUACUUUCUACUUUUUCACGGAAUCCCUGACCACCAUAGACUUGCAGCAUCUCAACUACUAA